UCAUAUCAACACGAAACUGAUACGAGCAGCAUUGAUACUUUUCAUUGUUAUUGUCUUGACAAAAUCAUGGCGCAUUCGCGGAAGCUCAUUACAUUUGUAUUUUUAUUUUGUAGUUGCGAAUUUUUAUAUGCAUCAAGUUUAAAUGACUCCAAAGAAGUGCCGAAAGUGAUCAUCGACACUGAUGCUGGUGGGGACGAUGCCAUGGCUCUUUUGUUGGCUAUCAAAACGAAAAAACUUGAUAUUGUUGCCAUUACUUGUACUUAUGGCAAUACAGACUUGAAAAAUGUUGAAUUGAAUGUGCUAAAGACUUUGACCAUAGCCAAUCGAACUGACAUUCCAGUUUACGCCGGAGCAAAAGGUCCAUUACUAAAAAACUACACCGCCAGCGAUUACUUUGGAAAAGAUGGAUUUGGUGAUUUUGAGUUCAAACAUGAAAUCAAAAUUACUGUGGAUAGAUCUAAACAUGCGUCGCUAGUAAUGAUUGACUUAGUUAGACGACACCCAGGUGUCAUCAAUGUGGUGACUUUGGGGCCACUGACAAAUGUUGCUCUGGCAAUUUCGAUGGACCCAAAUUUUGUGAAAAAUGUUAAAAAAUUCUAUACCAUGGGAGCAACUUUGAAUGAUUUUGAACCAGAACCCGAAUUUAAUUUCCAACUGGAUCCUGAGAGCGAUCAGAUAUUUUUAAGCUCACUGGAAGAUCAGAAAUGUCUAAUAUCACCGUGGGAUAUGAACAAUACCAUUUCAAAGAAAUGGCGGAUUGAUACCCUCGGUAAUUUAAGCUCUAAAGAAAUGCAAUUUUUGAAUAAGGUCGAAGAUUACGAAUUGAGUCAUGCAAAAGUUUGGUUCCCGGCGGAUUCUAUUGCAAUUUCAACUUUAAUUUGGCCUGAAUUGGUCACUUUGAAAAAUGAAAUUCACAUGACAGCGAUAACAUGCAGUUCAAGUGAAGGAAAAGUAAAGUUUGAUGAUGAUUCGACCGAUAAAAAUGUUGAAAUCGUCAGCAAAUUUGACAUAGAAAAAUUUAAAAGCUUGCUUCUUCGGAAUUUUGAAUCAUAGAAAUAUUGUUUUUCUUUACAAUAAAAAUGACUCUUCUCAGAACUAUAUUUUUUAUCAAUUUAAUCGAAGCAUCGAUAAAAAAUACAUUCUAAAUUUUGACUAACCCGACCGUCUAACCAGGUCAUUAUCAGCC
Molecule: messenger RNA, 1186 nt
Organism: Trichogramma pretiosum
Lineage: Eukaryota; Metazoa; Arthropoda; Insecta; Hymenoptera; Trichogrammatidae
Exons: 5
Coding region: 67-1053 (328 amino acids)
Molecular function (GO): hydrolase activity, hydrolyzing N-glycosyl compounds
Source: RefSeq, a predicted model, not a curated record